UUAUAACCAUUUGAGUUAGUGACAAAUAAAAAAUGCGUAUGAAAAAAACGUUCCUGUUUUUUGAAAAAGAUUUCGCGGACACAGAAAAUGAACCACUAUUGCGUGACCCAGAUAGUGACGAUGAUGAUGAUGAAAACUGGAACCAGCCACGCCCCAGCCAGCAGUUCAACGUCAUCCGACGGGUGUACCAGCAGGAUGCCCUGAACAAGGACGCCGACUACCAGUACCCUGAGAAACCCUUGGGCUACCGGUGCAAGAAGGCCGUGAUUGGCUGCGGCUUCGGAGAAUGCCUGGCCAACUCCAUCCCCAUCCUGCGAUGGCUGCCCAAGUACGACUUCAAGGCGAACCUGAUGGGGGACCUGAUAGCUGGAGCCACUACUGCCGUCAUGCACAUACCACAAGGUAUGGCGUACGCGCUCCUGGCCGAAGUCCCACCGAUCGUGGGGCUGUACAUGGCGUUCUUCCCAGUUCUGGUGUACGUGGUGUUCGGGACAUCGCCCCAUGUAUCCAUGGGAACGUUCGCCGUGGCCUGUCUUAUGGCGGGAAAAGUGGUAACGCAAUACUCAACACACAUUGACCCUGGCAGCGCUAUGAACGCUACGGCUGCGACAGCAGAAAUGGGUGUCCCUAUAUACAGUCCGCAAGAAGUACUCAGCAUCGUGUGUCUUGCGGUUGGAAUCUUCCAGGUGCUGAUGUGGAUCAUGCGCCUCGGAGCCGUCUCCACGCUUCUCUCAGAGACGCUGGUAUCAGGGUUCACCACGGCCGCCUCCUUCCACGUGCUGGCCUCCCAACUGAAGGACCUGUUCGGACUGAAGCUGCCCAAACUGCCGAGCAAUUACAAAGUUGUUUAUACUGUGAUAGAGAUAUGCAAGAACAUCACCAACCUGAACAUAGCGGCCUUCGUCAUCUCCUUCAUCACCUGCCUCGUCAUCGCGCUCAACAAUGAGCUUCUGAAGCCAUGGCUGAGCAAGCGCUGCCGGGUGCCGAUGCCGAUCGAGCUGAUAGCCAUCGUGGUGGGCACGCUGGUGUCGAGGUUCGCAGACCUGAAGCAGGUCUUCGGGAUCGGCCUCAUUGGAUCCAUACCUACUGGCCUGCCAGUACCCCAAGUGCCUCCCGUAGAGCUGUUCCCAACGAUAGCCAUAGAUGCCUUCACGAUCACCAUGGUCACCUACACCAUAUCGAUGUCGAUGUCGCUCAUAUUCGCCGCCAAGGAGAAGUAUGAGGUGGACGCUAACCAAGAACUAUUGGCGCUGGGUGCCAGUAACGUGUUUGGAUCCUUCUUCUCAUGUGCACCGAUGUGCGCUAGUUUGUCUCGCUCUUACAUCCAGUAUCAGGCGGGCAGCAAGACAGGCAUAACCUCAGUGGUGAGCUCGCUUCUGAUCCUAUGCGUGCUGCUAUGGGUGGGGCCGUUCUUCGAACUGCUGCCGCGAUGUGUGCUCGCCUCAAUCAUCGUGGUAUCGCUUAAAGGCAUGUUCAUGCAAGUCAAGGAGCUGGCUAAAUUCUGGAAGCUCAGCAAGUUAGAUGCUGUGGUGUGGCUGGUCACUUUCCUCAUCACGGUGCUAGUCAACAUUGAUAUUGGAUUAGGAGCUGGUCUGCUAGCCAGCGUGGGAGCCCUAUUCUGUCGGUCGCAGAAGCCCUACACGUGUUUGCUAGGCCGUGUGCUUGACACUGACUUGUACCUCGACACCAAACGGUACAGAGCCGCUGAGGAGUUACCAGGUGUAAAGAUCUUCCACUACUGUGGCGGCUUGAACUUUGCCAGCAAGAACUUGUUCAGGGAAACCCUCUUCCGUAAGAUCGGCUACCUGAAGCCGACCGAGGUGGUUCCCGAUGAUGACAACAACCUCACGAAAAGUGACUCGUACGAGUGGGACCCCACUAUUGGGCAUCGGGUCCAAUGCGUGAUAAUCGACGCAACGGCGCUGUCGUACGUGGACGCGCCGGGAGUGAAGACGCUGGUGGCUGUGCAGCGAGAACUGGUCUCCAGCAACAUCACUGUUCUUCUGGCUGGGGCUAAUGGUCCAGUAUUAGAGAUGAUAUCAAAAUUCAACUCGCUGGAAGCUGACAGACUACAACUGGACACGUUCCCAACCGUCCACGAUGCAGUGGUUUACUACAAACUAGUUGAAGCGAAGAAGCACGAAAUAGCUGUCACGGUGACAGCGUGAUACCUGUCAUUAUGACAGAAGUUGGCAGAUUGCGCACGCGACGUUUUACGUGUAAGUGCGGUAGUUGGUGCCAAUAACUUUUGUCUUUUGAAGUAUGUUCAAAUAAAAUGAAAGUGCUUGAAGUAGAAUAGUACAGUAAAUUUUAACCUACAGCAAAAUAACGACCCGAAUGGAUUUUGAAAUUGGGUUAUGUCGUAAAAUUGAUUUUUCAAAAAAAUGCUACGCCAGAAACUGCCACGUAAUGCCACGAUAUUUUGUGGCAUGGUACAUUGUUUCAGUGCUUGCUCGCUACGAUUUAUGUCAUAAUCUUAUGAAUGGCACUCUAUCUUAUUUUUAACGAUAAAUGUGUCUGUUAUGUUCAUCUAAAAUCGAUAUAAUUCCACGAUUAUAUCGUGGUCUUUACACUAAAGCUUCAACCACACCAACGCGUGCAGAUCGCCAUUCAUGGGUCGCGCGACCUGUCAUUUCCCUAUGAUCGCGCCGGCGAUGGCGAUCUGCACGCGUUGGUGUGGUUGAAGCUUUACUCUAUUUUAAGUUUCAGAGUCAUGAAUGAAAUUAGUAAUUUUGUUGUAGGUUGAUAAAUUAAUGCUAUUUUAAUAGGCAGCUAGCAUUUGCCCCUAAAUACGGUUUAUGUUCCGUACUUAACGUAUAUUAACGAGUUUAAAUGCAAUAACUGCAACCCGAUCAAGCUAACUGCGCAACUAGCGGGAAUGCGACUCUCCCUCGCACUCACCCGCAACAGAGUAAAUACAAAUGAGUAGAUUAUCUUCAUAGAAACGCACCGAGCGCGGUUUGUAUGUGAGCGCGCCAAUACGUAUGCGGCGCGCACGCACACACUACCAAAAUUCGGCGCAACCACGACUGGCUCCCCGCUAAUCCCCGCUAUAUUUUGUCAGUGUGUGCGUGCGCACCGCAUACGUAUUGGCGCGCUCACAUACAAACCGCGCUCGGUGCGUUUCUAUGAAGAUAACCUACUCAUUUGUAUUUACUCUGCCCGCACACUUCCCCGCGAUCGACCCGUCCGUACCAGAGCGUCAGUGACGUCACGGCUAACAGGUACGCAGUUAACCCGACCGGGUUGUUUAUUUAAACGUUUUAUUUUUAAGUAGUAAAUUAAAUAAUUGUAUUAUUUAGUCAGAAUGUAUUUAAUGCAAAAUUUAUGCGAAAUUUAUUCGUAGUUUAGAUUUUUUAGAAUAAAGGACGUAGCACACUUGUCAACCCGGAAAGGGAUCGUAACCGUAUCAACUCGAGUCGGUCAGUAUUCUUUGUAUGAAACUCCAUACUGCAACGCACACUUAUCCGCACCGUAACGUAAACGCCUCGCCUCGCGGUUGACAGCACGCGAAAGGCGAUGACAGCUCCCGCAAGGCCAUAGGGUAUUGACCCUUUCCGAGUUGAUAAGUCCGCUAUGACCUUAAAAGUGUUAUUUUGGCUGUUACAACAGAUUUUGUACAAUUUAUAGAGAUAUCGAAAUGAUGCCAUAUUAAUGAGUUUUCAUUAUUUUCUUUUAAUCAGUCAUGAAUCGAAUAAUCUUGAGACUUAUCGAAUUUUCGAGAAUCUUAUAAUGUACUUAUUGUAUAUUAGAAAAAAAUCAUUUAGUUAUCAGUGCCCGUAGACAAUGAUUUUACCAAUUUUGAAUCGAUUUUAGAUAAUUAUAUCAACUUUUUGUACUUAAUUCGUGUUUUAACGAAUAAAGAAGCGAUCACACAUACUCGAAUCUAUCGUAAAUGUCAAAUUGUCUAUAGGCCAAUCCCUAGACAAAAUAACAAAUGUGACAGAUUCAAUUUCGAGAUCGUUUCGCUGAAAAAAGACUUAAGCCCAGAACAGACGGUGAAACGCAACUGCAACGAAACUGCAACUGCUAGUUACUUUUGAGUUGCAUCUAAGUUUCUGCCAUAGCGUCCGUUGAGAGACCACACAUGACGCGACCAGUUUGAAAGUUUAUGGCAGAAACUUAGAUGCAACUCAAAAGUAACUAGCAGUUGCAGUUUCGUUGCAGUUGCGUUUCACCGUCUGUUCUGGGCCUUAGCGAAACGAGUUUCAAAUGAAAACUGCCUGUACUGUAUAUUUGUGAUAAAUAUCCAGCCUUAUAGAUUUUAUUUUCAUAUCAAUACGUUAUUAUUUCAAUUAUUUAUGUAUUUAUAGCUAAAACAUAAUUAUGUACAAAAGUACUUAAUAAAGACUCUAGGUAAAGGUACACACAUGUUUUAUUACAAUAAAUCUUUAUUGAAAUAACUUAGAUAAAACAAAUAAUGCUAUUUAUUUAAAGCAUGUGGGUAUACCUAUCUAAUUUAUUAAAAGUAUAACAUUUUGUGAUCAUAUAAAAAGACAGGGUUGUCGAAAAAUAAGUUAAUCAAAUAUUAUAAAAAUAAGAAAUAUUUGACGACGCAUUAUGUCGUAUAAACAAAACUGUCUUGCCUUUGGCUCGCGUACCGGACUAAGUACUAAGCCAUUUUGUAUCUGAAAGAUAAGUACUUUCAUAACUAUUUUUGUAACUGAUAAUGAAGCAUUAUUUAAAAUAUUGCCAUUAUCCUGCGCUUCGCGAAAAUAUUUCAAAAACUUAUAUUUGACAACCCUAGAGCAUAUUUUAUUGUAAAAUAUGGUAAAAUACAUAUAGCCAGUAAGUCUGUUGUGAUAUUUUGUACCUAAAACUAUAAUGUUGUAUGUACUUAGGUAUAUAGGUAAAUAAAUGUUGAUAUUUUAA
Ostrinia nubilalis (European corn borer) is the source of this 4872-nucleotide messenger RNA. It is a transcript of the gene Prestin, whose product is annotated as prestin. Gene Ontology annotation, cellular component: plasma membrane. NCBI's taxonomy places the organism in Eukaryota, Metazoa, Arthropoda, Insecta, Lepidoptera, Crambidae. Gene Ontology annotation, molecular function: oxalate transmembrane transporter activity; sulfate transmembrane transporter activity; chloride transmembrane transporter activity. The record is from RefSeq and is a predicted model, not a curated record. The coding region runs from base 33 to 2168 and encodes 711 amino acids. The transcript is spliced from 17 exons. Gene Ontology annotation, biological process: transmembrane transport.